CUGUGACCGCCAGAGAGCGCAUCGCACUGAAUUUAAUCGUUAUUUUUCGAAUCCGUUCGUGAUGAUUUUGGCGUCGUGAUUUGUUUCCACUAAACGUAUCGUUUUGUUACAAUUUCCAACUGAAAUGGCGACGUGUUUCGACAAUAUGGCGAUGGGUCAGACAUAGCAUUUCCCGCCCAUUCCUCAUUGUACAGACCUUUUGCCAAGCCCCCAACUUUCUACAGCUCGAUGACGUUCUUCGUCUGCCGUUUUGUCGUGUCACAAAACUAGAUUACAAUUUUUCGAUUUCUUCUUCAAUAGUUAAGAGCUAGCCAUGGCGGCCUUGAAGCAAGAGGAAGAAUCUAUUAGUGAGAUCCAAAAUUAUCUCGACACAUUCAACAAGGAAAUUGAAGAUCCCAAUCAGAUACCUGGUUCCCAGCUAGCUAACAAGGAAGCUGUUGUUUCAAACGAAGUAGAAGCUGCUGAUGCACCUGAAGAUGGUGGAACCUAUUUUGUAGACCAAAGUGGACAGUAUUACUAUCAAAGUAAUGAUGUUGAUGGAGGAGAUGGUACAGCAACGCUUGUCGCCCAAGAUGGAGGUACUAUGGUAUCCAUUCCCAAUAAUGGGACUUCAGCCGAUGAAGGGGUAGUGCUUGCACAGGGAGAAGGUGGCUACCAAACUGUCACUAUAUUACCCCCAGAAUCAUCUUCUGGUGAAGUUAGCUAUGUUUUGAUUGUCCAGCAGCCUGAUGGUGCUGAACAAGCUGUCAUUUCAUCUGAAGUUCUUGAUGGUACUGAAGGUGAAGUUAUUCAAGAAGAUGACGAAGGCGAAGAUGACGAGAACUUUGAUGGUGAUGAGGAUAAAGACGAGGACCAAAACCUAGCGGUUUAUGAUUUCGACGAAGGCGAAGAAGGUGGUAGUGCUGAUGGUCAGGAUUCCGAAGAUGAAGAUAUUAAGCCAAGGAUGAGUAAAGGUGGCUCCAAAAAGGUCACACAGACCGUCUCCCAGGCGCAUAUGUGUAACUACUGCAACUACACUAGCCCAAAGCGAUAUCUGCUGUCUCGACACAUGAAGUGUCACUCAGAAGAGCGUCCGCACAAGUGCAGUGUAUGUGAUCGGGGAUUCAAGACGUUGGCUUCGCUACAGAACCAUGUCAACACUCACACGGGCACUAAGCCACAUCGAUGCAAACAUUGCCACAGUUCGUUCACAACUUCAGGUGAGCUUGUCCGUCACGUACGUUACCGCCACACACACGAGAAACCACAUCGUUGCACCGAGUGCGACUACGCUUCCGUUGAACUAAGCAAGCUCAAGCGUCAUAUGCGGUGCCAUACGGGUGAGCGACCCUACCAGUGCCCUCACUGUACGUAUGCCAGCCCGGACACCUUCAAGUUGAAGCGCCACUUGCGCAUCCAUACUGGCGAAAAACCCUACGAGUGCGAUAUUUGCCAUGCGCGAUUCACACAAUCCAACAGUCUCAAGGCUCACAAACUCAUUCACACAGGCAACAAACCAAUUUUCCAGUGUGAACUAUGUCCAACCACUUGUGGCCGAAAGACUGACUUACGGAUCCACGUUCAGAAAUUGCACACCUCUGAAAAGCCUUUAAAAUGCAAAAGAUGUGGCAAAUCGUUCCCCGAUCGUUAUACUUUCAAAUUGCACAGCAAAACUCACGAAGGAGAAAAAUGCUUCAAGUGCGAUCUAUGUGCUUACGCGUCGAUCUCUCAACGCCAUUUGGAAUCACAUAUGCUGAUUCACACGGACCAGAAACCUUACCAGUGCGAUCAGUGCGAUCAGUGCUUCCGGCAAAAGCAGUUGUUACGUCGGCACCAAAACUUGUAUCACAAUCCCGACUACGUGCCCCCACCGCCUGGAGAGAAACGGCAUGAGUGCCCUGAAUGUGGAAAACCCUUCCGCCACAAAGGCAAUCUGAUUCGCCAUUUGGCGCUCCACGAUCCUGAUGCCGCUCAGCAAGAAUUGCGAGCAUUCCGCGCGGCUCGUAAACAGCGAAUUAAGGAUGGCCAGAGUUUAGAAGGUCUUACUGAAGGCGAAGAGACUGAUAUGGAGGAUGAAGACAUUAGCCUUGGUCUCAACUCUAAUGAAGAGCUGGUCUCGGUACAAGGUCAAGAUGGACAGCAGUAUGUUGUCCUUGAAGUGAUUCAAUUAGAGGGUGAAGGUGGAGACGAAGAUGAGGCCACCAUGAUGGAAGUAGAAGGAGCUACCGAAAUGGAUGGUUCCCUGAUGGAAGGAGAAGGAAAUACUAUGACCUCCUUGGAUGAUGAAAUUGAAGAUUCCAUGCAAGCCACCCCUCGCGUUCGUCGUAGCUCUCAGGUUGCUAAAGCUCAGGAUACUAGCAAGGACGUGGCUAAUUGUUUUGGAUUCGACGACGAUGAAGAUGACGAAGAAGAUGAGGAGGAGGAAGAUGAAAAGUGAAAUUCAUGUUGCCUAUGAACGUCAUUAGUGUUUUCGAAAGCAUUGUGUAAACUGUUUUUCUGAACGGGAAGUUUUCGGUUGGAAAUUUGGACGAAAAAAAGAAAAGUGCGAGUACAUUUUUGCCGAUAAGUAUCUCUUUUUGAAGCGUCUUUGAAAACGUUGGAUUCUUCUGUUUUCCUUUUCUGUCCAUUGUAAUUGGCUUGAUGCAAACAAUACACACUAUAACUGAA
Daphnia pulicaria is the source of this 2646-nucleotide messenger RNA. RefSeq names its product transcriptional repressor CTCFL-like. Bases 314 to 2416 code for a protein of 700 amino acids. The transcript has 9 exons. The record is from RefSeq and is a predicted model, not a curated record. Gene Ontology annotation, biological process: negative regulation of transcription by RNA polymerase II; epigenetic regulation of gene expression; positive regulation of DNA-templated transcription. Gene Ontology annotation, molecular function: RNA polymerase II cis-regulatory region sequence-specific DNA binding; chromatin insulator sequence binding; DNA-binding transcription factor activity. NCBI's taxonomy places the organism in Eukaryota, Metazoa, Arthropoda, Branchiopoda, Diplostraca, Daphniidae.